Molecule: messenger RNA, 483 nt
Organism: Cucurbita moschata (crookneck pumpkin)
Lineage: Eukaryota; Viridiplantae; Streptophyta; Magnoliopsida; Cucurbitales; Cucurbitaceae
Exons: 4
Coding region: 82-483 (133 amino acids)
Source: RefSeq, a predicted model, not a curated record
CAAUACCCACCUAGCGCAAUCCUUGAAUUUUACAAUUGUUGUACUUCUAACCAGAACGCGCCGACGUUAUCUUGUCUAAUAAUGCUAUCAAGUCCAGAGAAUCAAGUGGAUGUAGGAACCAUUGACUUUGCAACCUUUGUCUCAAUUAAUUCACAACAGUUCAGAUACAUUGUAAACAUGUUUACAAAUAGUGAGAAAGUUGAUGUUACUAUGAGGCCUUUACAAGUGAUGUUCCAAAGUCCGGAAAGUAUUAUGAUUCUUAACAAAGAGGAUAAACAAUGCAUAAUUGCUGGCAUUGAAGAAGGGGAAGAGCUUGGAUUCUCAAUCACACUCAGUCCCACGACAUUUUUUAAUGAUUUGACAUUGAUUGUGGAUAGGGUUUGGUUGCAUCUUACAACUACCGGUGUUAGUGUAAUCUGUGCCCCUAUUGACUUGAAUGUUCGAAUGGAGAUCUACUUCAAACCAAGCUUAGAAGUCGUUUGA